AUGCGGGUGAAAUCGCCGCCAAAGGCGGCCAGUCCUAUGGCCCCGUUUCUGGAGACCUUGAUGCUUUCAAUCAUGGAGGAGUCGCAUAUCCCAAAAUUCCACCCGUUCCGCGCUCCGUUCAGCGCUCAGCUGUGCUCCGAUCUCCGCUCGCUGUCGGGAAUUGCCAUGGAGUCUCUGGAGUCGGAGCCAGAGCGGGGCCCGGAAGGAUUGAAGAAGCUGCUGCAGGAAAUCGAAGCGAUGUAUACCUUAGAGGUCGCGGAGCUGCGUGCCAAAGUCACGGAGCUUCAGUCGCAGCUGCCCUACGAACGCGCCGUGGGGCCUCGAAACAUCUCCCCGCAGCUGGCGGCGGUGCAGCCACAGGAGCAACAUGUCGUGUCGAAAGCUGUCUUCGACAUUGACAAUGGAAUCAGUGUCAAAAGUGACGUCAUGGAACGGGAGCAGGGAAGUCGGGAGUUGGAUGAUGAAACAAGCAAGAAGCUGCAAGAGUAUGAAAGGAAGUUGGGCCCUCUGAGUCUGAUGCCACUGCGCUCGGGUUCCAUGCAAUCCUCCGCAUAUUCCAUCGAUGGCCCCCCAAGCCCCAUUCCCAUCGAAGAGGAGGAAGAGGAAGAUGUUGCGGAGACCAAUGCCUUUGACCGUUUCGCAGACCUCUUCUUGGGGCCUCAUUUCGAGUUCGUCAUUUGCAUGCUGCUCUUGGUGAAUUUGAUCAUGAUGGCGGCACAAUUGCAAUACCACGGCAUGCGAACUGGCUAUUCGAUUUCCUACCCCAGACAUCUGACACCUCCGGAGGAGAUGUGGCCCUAUGCUGAGGCGGUCUUCGAGUGGGGAGACUGGAUCUUUGCCAUCAUUUUCACCAUAGAGAUGUUUAUUCGUCUUGGCAAAAUCCGGUUGCAGUUUUUCCGACACUUCCUGAAUUGGAUCGAUUUCGCGGUGGUUUGCGGCAGCUGGGUGGAACUUUUUGCGGCGAGUCUGCCCACUUCCCCCACCUUUCUACGGAUGCUUCGCCUGGGCAAACUGCUCCGUGCGGUGCGUGUGGUGCGACUCUCGCAAGUGUUGGAAUCUUUGCAGCUGCUCUUGAAAUGCAUCGCGGCCUCCUUGAAGAUCCUCUUCUGGUCCUUGGUGCUGCUAAUGGUCAUCCAGUGCAGCGCGGGGAUGACCAUCUCCUAUAUGCUCAGUGACUUCAUGGUGACUGACGAUGGCAACGAAGAGGCCCGCUUCCAAGUUUACCACUACUACGGCACCUUCUCCAAGACGCUACUCACUAUGUUUGAAGUGCUCUUCGCUAAUUGGGCUCCUGCGUGUCGCGUGCUCAUUGACAAUGUUAGCGAAUGGUAUUCCGUGGCCUUCAUUGUGUAUCGUUGCUUCGUAGGCUUUGCCGUGUUGAAUGUUGUGAACGCCGUCUUCGUGCAAAGCACCAUGAAGGUGGCCCUGGCCGACGAGGAGAUUAUCUCCAACGAGAAGGCGCGAUCGCAAGAGACCUAUCGGCGCAGAGUGAAUCACAUCUUUCGUCAGGCUGAUGUCUCAGGAGAUGGGAUCAUCGAUCUGCCGGAGUUCAUUCGACUGCUGGAGCACCCACAGCUGCAGGUAUGGCUACACUUGCUUGAACUUGAUACCACCGAUCUUUUUGGGCUCUUCAAAAUGUUGGACGACGGAGAUGGCGAAAUCUCCGUGGAAGAGUUCGAGGCAGGCAUAAAGAGGAUGAAAGGCACGGCAAAAAGUUUGGAUCUGCACAUGUUAGCCCACACCGUCAUGAAGAUCAACGCCAAAGUGGAUACUUUGCUGGGCUCGAGCGGAGGUGCUUUGCGGAAAAGUUUCGGCACGAGAAGCUUGAGCAAUUUGGGCAAACCAAAGCUGAAGUCCAAGAAGUUGUGAGGGCCCAAAGCGGCGCCCAAAACUUUGGGCCUUUGUCUUCCUGAUAGUUAUAUAGAUAAUAGCACAGAACCCAAGGAACGCUGCGAAGUAAAGGUCACACCAGGGACCCUAGGGACCCUGCCCAGCCUUUCCCGGAAUUCCUGUUGAUUUCGGG
This is a messenger RNA of Cladocopium goreaui, 2023 nucleotides long. The record is from the annotation of a GenBank genome assembly. Lineage: Eukaryota; Dinophyceae; Suessiales; Symbiodiniaceae.